This is a messenger RNA of Cavenderia fasciculata, 2040 nucleotides long. RefSeq lists its product as uncharacterized. The coding region runs from base 1 to 2040 and encodes 679 amino acids. Lineage: Eukaryota; Evosea; Eumycetozoa; Acytosteliales; Cavenderiaceae. The transcript is spliced from 6 exons. The record is from RefSeq and is a predicted model, not a curated record.
AUGGAUUCACGUGAAUUAGAAUCAUGGAAAUGGAUUAAAUAUCAAUACAAUGUAGACUGGAAUUUAAAUGAUUGUUUUGAUCCUUUUAAUCUUGGUAUAUCGUGUCAAAUCAUUGAUGGAAUAGACCAUCUAACAGAAAUAUUAAAGGUUACACAAUUAAUUGGUGGACAUGUGUUGUUUGAUUUAUCUGUUCAAGAUUCUACCGUGUCAUUAUUGACUUUUUUAAACAUAGUGACAAGGGAUAAUGGGGUGGUGAACAGUCGUGGUGGUAAAGGUGUUGGAGGUGGAGAUCUCGGGCAUCUCCAAUUUUUACAUAUUUCAAGAGAACCAACAACAAAUAUUAUCCCAACUUUAUUCUCAGUCCCUACUCUACUAGUAUUGGAAAUAUAUACAUCUAAAUUCAUACCAUUUACAAAUAACCACCAAACUAUUGUAAUGAACAAUAUACUAUUUCCAAAUUUAAAAUCAUUGACCUUUGAAAUUGGAAAUGGUGGUGAUAUCGACAACAACAACAAUAACAACAACAAAAAUAACAACUCAUUAUUCACCAGUUGUUCAGGUUUACAACACUUGUAUCUAUCAAAUAUACCAAAUAUUGAUUUCAAAGGCAGUCGUAAUCUUGUCAGUCUAUCUCUAUACAAUCCAACCAAUUAUAUUCCAAAUGAUCUAUCAUUAUGGCGAAACUUGGAAACAUUAAUUGUAAAAGGUAGGAAAUCAAAUAAAUUAGCAUUUAUUGGAUUCUCUGAUUUAUUAAAUACAAUGUAUGAUAGUGAUAGUGAGAUGGUGAACGCACCAUCCAAUGCAUUGUUAAAGUGGAAUACAAGAUUAAAGAAUGUGUCAUUUGCAAACAACCAAAUAUUCAAGGCAGUAGAUUAUACACUUGAAAAUGCUUAUAUAGAUAUGUCGGGAAAUGAAAUCAACAACUCUUUGGCAGGUUUCAAUGGUUAUUGCAUGGCUCACACAAUCAACUUUACAAACAAUGUCAAUCUCACACAUGUCUCAGAUUGUUUCUAUUGUUCUUGGCCAUACGUAUCAUCAUGGUUUACAAAUACAAAUGUUUCAAAACCAUUAAACUUUAAUUGUCCAAUAAAAUUGGAUAAAAUCAAUUAUGUGGUUGGUGUGGGAUCACCUAUUGUAACAAUAAAAGGAGAGAAUUUGGGGUUUGUUGGUAAUGAAGAUUAUACAAUACCAUAUAUUCCAAAUACUUUGGUUGGGUAUAGGAUGGAUCCACCGUUAUCAAGAAAUGAAAAGAGUCGAUUAGUGCACAUCCCAUUUUAUAGUGACGGCAGUAUUGCAGCUGCAGUCCCAUUGACAGUGGUACGUGGUACGCCUAUUGUUACAAAUGCACAUACUAUGCAUACCCAAGAUGACGACGACUGUAUCGAGAUUCAAGUGACAGGAGAAUUUUCAAGUGAGGUUGGUCAACUCGGUCACACUGUAGAGUAUGGUGAUGAAUUGAACGGGUACUAUCCAUGUCACAUUGAAUCAUUCAACGAGUCACAUAUCGCAUGCAAGACUAUGCCAAUAGACCUUCCAAGUGGAUUCCACCAUUUAACUGUAUCAACAGCCCAGUAUGGUUCGUCGACUUUAAAUCUUGUUGAUUUCAACAAGAGGAUUGAUCCUCCCAAAAUUACAAUUGAUUCAAUCAAACCUGUAUGUCAUCAUCAUCGUAAUCAUUUUCUGGAAGGAGAGUCAGUAGAGAUUAGUGGGUCAUUCUCAUCGCUGGGUCAUUUCAAUCAAACCAAUAUCAAUAUUGAUAAUGUUGGAUGUACUAUAGAUCGCUCCUCCUCCAACACCAAUUCCAUCGUUUGCACUCCAACUCGACCUAUGAUCGCAAGCACCGGUGUCAAAAACCUCACCAUUGUCACCAAUCAUUGGACAACGUCCGUGUCGAUCACUGUGAUUGACUGUACACCCAAUCUCGUCCAAACGUCGUCUUGGCUAUUUGUAUUAUUUAUUUCUCUCCUACUUGUAUUCUUUCAUCAAUUCAUCGUUUAUUACAACCAUCCCGAUGAAACGAUCAACAUCUAUCCAGAUUAA